Homalodisca vitripennis (glassy-winged sharpshooter) is the source of this 1260-nucleotide messenger RNA. RefSeq lists its product as uncharacterized. Gene Ontology annotation, molecular function: catalytic activity. The transcript has a single exon. The record is from RefSeq and is a predicted model, not a curated record. NCBI's taxonomy places the organism in Eukaryota, Metazoa, Arthropoda, Insecta, Hemiptera, Cicadellidae. The coding region runs from base 1 to 1260 and encodes 419 amino acids.
AUGGCCAGUAUAAAAAUAGCUCUUAGUGGAGGGAAACAUCUUUACCUGCUUGGCAUCUAUAGACCUCCUGGAAGUGUUCUGGAAGAAGCCUUGACUCGAAUCUCAACUGCCUUGGAAAUGUUCCCGAGCAACAACACCCCUAUAUGCAUGGUUGGCGAUCUGAAUGUUGACAGUCUCAACACGUCUAAAGAAAAGGAAAAUCGAGCCCUUAAUAACAUUCUUGCCUCCUUCGACAUGCAUAGAGCCAACCUGCCACCCACAAGAGUCACCAGUACCUCUGAAUCAUCCAUUGAUGUCGUCUGCAGCAAUUUAAAUCCAAGAAACUUCAGUAUCAAGGUUAUUCAUGAGCACAUAUCCGACCACAGUGGCCAGCUAUGCACCCUCGACAUACCUGCUAAAACUAAAACUGAACCAAUCCUCACUCGCAGACAAGUAAGUGACCAAAACCUGUCACAAUUAAAGACACUUCUAGCUGAGGAAUCCUGGGUAAAUGUCUACCAGACAGCUGAUGUCAGUGAAUCUCUUUCAAACCUUGUCCGAACUCUCACAUUGGCACUAGACGCAUCAUGUCCCUACAAAAAAUCACGAUCCAAACGCCCAAGACUAAGGUCAUUUCAGUAUGAUCCAGAUGUGGAUGUACUAAAGGCCAGUUUCCUCCAAGCCCAGAACAGAUUUCUGCUUACUGGAAGAGAGUGUGACAAGCUGGAAGCUAAUCGGAGGAAGAAAUCCUACGAUUUAAAACUUAAAUCCUCUAGGAGAGCUGCAAGUGAAAAGGUGAUUUCAGAAUCUUCCAAUAAAACCAAGGCUAUCUGGAGCAUUGUAAAUUCUGAAAGAAGAGCAUGUGCUGAACCGAGAGAAAUCACCUGGAAGCUGAAUGUUUCGAAUAAAGUCGUUGAAGACCCCAAAAUGGUUGCGGACUGUUUCAAUGAAUAUUUCACGUCAAUAGCUGGAGAAACGCUUAAAGCCAACACUUCACAGAGAACUACCCUACCUAUCCAGCUCCUCCAACCAGCUACGGAUUAUGGAUUGGUCUCGUUUCAUCCAACAACUACUGAUGAGGUUCGAUGCAUUAUAAGAAGUUUAAAACCAACUCCAUCAACUGGCGUGGAUGACAUAUCCUCCAGGCUCCUGAAGUUUUGUGAAGGGGAACUCUGUCCACCAUUAGCUGAUAUUAUUAACAAAUCCUUGGCUCAGGCAAUCUUCCCUGGCAGCAUGAAGAUCGCUAAGGUUUAUCCUCUUCAUAAAAAAGGAAAAAACUGA